AUGUCUCACGCCCUACUUUUUUUCUUGCAGAUUGCGGAUCUGCCUAUGGGCUCGUACGAGAUUUCCCCCGAGCAGGCUAUGGAGUCCGCCAUCCGCCUUGUCAAGGAAGGCCGCGUACAAGGCGUCAAGAUCGAAGGAGGCGAGGAGAUUGCCCCCACCAUCAAACGCAUUACCCAGGCCGGUGUGCCCGUCGUCGGUCAUGUGGGCCUUACACCCCAACGACAGAACUCGCUUGGCGGUUUCCGCGUCCAAGGAAAAACCGCCAAGAGUGCGCUGAAGCUCCUUCACGAUGCAAUCGCCAUGCAAGAGGCCGGGGCCUUUAUGCUUGUCUUGGAGGCGAUGCCGCCUGAGGUGGCCACGAUCAUCACCCAGAAACUCCGGAUUCCCACCAUUGGCAUUGGGGCUGGCAAUGGCUGCUCGGGCCAGGUUUUGGUGCAGGUCGACAUGACAGGCUACUUCCAACCCGGUCGCUUCGUGCCUAAGUUUGUAAAGCAGUUUGCCGAUGUUUGGGGCGAGGCAUCGCGGGGAAUUGCCCAGUACCGCGAGGAGGUCAAGAGCCGGGCUUUCCCGUCGCAAGAACACACAUAUCCUAUCUCACCAGAAGAGCUGGCGAAGUUCGAGAAGACCGUGGACGAGGUCCACUAG
Messenger RNA from Penicillium lagena, 645 nucleotides. Its product is annotated as 3-methyl-2-oxobutanoate hydroxymethyltransferase. The record is from RefSeq and is a predicted model, not a curated record. The transcript has a single exon. Bases 1 to 645 code for a protein of 214 amino acids. Gene Ontology annotation, molecular function: magnesium ion binding; 3-methyl-2-oxobutanoate hydroxymethyltransferase activity. Gene Ontology annotation, biological process: pantothenate biosynthetic process. Gene Ontology annotation, cellular component: mitochondrion. NCBI's taxonomy places the organism in Eukaryota, Fungi, Ascomycota, Eurotiomycetes, Eurotiales, Aspergillaceae.